Molecule: messenger RNA, 800 nt
Organism: Camellia sinensis
Lineage: Eukaryota; Viridiplantae; Streptophyta; Magnoliopsida; Ericales; Theaceae
Source: RefSeq, a predicted model, not a curated record
AUGGGUUUGGGUGCGCUCACUGUGGUUUUCCACUCCAGCAACAGCCUUCCCUUUGACUUACCACUUCAGCGCCUCCAUCUCCACUGCCAUCCUCCAGAUGAUGGCAUCUUAGUUUCUCAUCUUGUGCUCCAAGCGUCGAGCAUGCGACUCUCUUCGCCGCCGGUGUCCGUCUGGACUCUGAGAGUACGAACAAGUUAUCUGGAGGGAAAAAACCACAUUGAUUUGUUAAUUGAAGAUAUUGGAAAAUGGGGAGCCAAUGCGGUAACGAUACAUGGGCGAUCACGUCAGCAACGCUAUAGCAAGCUUGCUGAUUGGGAAUACAUUUACCAGUGUGCAAGAAAGGCUCCCGAUGCUUUGCAAGUCCUGGGGAAUGGUGAUGUCUUUACAUAUUUAGACUGGAACAGACACAAGUCUGAUUGCCCUGACCUUUCUACAUGCAUGAUUGCUCGUGGAGCAUUAAUUAAGCCUUGGAUACUUACUGAAAUCAAGGAGCAGAGGCACUGGGACAUAAGUUCUGGGGAACGUUUAUAUAUUUUGAAGGAGUACGUUCGCUUUGGACUAGAUCAUUGGGGUUCUGAUGCUAAAGGAAUAUGAUGAAGCUUUUUUUAUUUGUUCUUGUUCUUUUACCUUUUUCCCCCCUCUAAUUCUUUUUAUCUUGUUUAAUUGGAUUAUAGUGUACUAAUGGUUCCAAAUGUAUCAUCUAUUGCAUAUAGUUUAGGCUCAUCUUUGGAUAUAGUUGGAAGACAAGUGGUAUUUUUAAUAUUAUAAGUCAUGUUAGUGUGCUUUCUAUUCCUUUUUAA